AAAAGAAACCUAAAUAUUCAACUGAUAUAUCGGACUAAUUUUACGUGAGUGUGAUGUUAACACAUGCACAUGCAAGGUAAAGAUUUGCGUGCCUGACCUGAAAGUGUGUGUGUGUCCGUUGGGGGGUGUUGACUUUCACAUGACAUUGACGCUCUGGAAAUGUUGAGUAGCUGCUGAUCUCAGACAGUCGUUGCUCGGUGGAUUCAGCACCACUCGCCCGUGGACAGCUCCCGCAGGACCGCUUUACAUGGACAGAAGGCUCAUUUACGUGCCAACUCAUUCUGGAAGUUUACAACUUGGAGAGGAAUCUACGGAUACCUCACUGCAUGACACACGGGCAUAUUGCUUUUGGGAAAGAAGCCAAAUUCACUGUUAACUGAAACUGUGUCGGGUUUGAUCGGGUGUUUGCGUGGUAGAUCUCUGCUGCUGUCUAAAAUCAGAGACAUGGCGACAAACAACACCAAAAGCACCGACGGACAAGUUGUGACGGAACUCAACGAGAUCACAACUAACGACAAACCCAAAGCAGAGGACGCCAAACCAGAGAAAAAGAAUAAAGACAUUCCAGACAGAGAAACUUGGGGUGGGAAAUUUGAUUUUCUCCUGUCAUGUGUGGGCUACGCCAUCGGACUGGGCAACGUGUGGAGAUUUCCUUAUCUGUGCGGGAAAAACGGCGGAGGGGCUUUCUUGAUUCCUUAUUUUUUGACGCUUAUUUUUGCGGGAGUUCCUCUGUUUUUUCUUGAGUGUGCUCUUGGACAGUACACAUCCAUUGGCGGCCUUGGGGUUUGGAAACUAGCUCCGAUGUUCAAAGGUGUUGGUCUUGCGGCUGCUGUUCUCUCAUUCUGGCUGAACAUUUACUACAUUGUCAUCAUUUCCUGGGCCCUGUACUACUUAUACAACUCCUUUACCACUGAGCUUCCAUGGAAAUCUUGUAACAAUCCAUGGAACACAGACAGAUGUUACACAAACUACAGCAUAGUAGACACCACCAAUCUCACCAGCGCUGUCAUGGAGUUUUGGGAACGCAAUAUGCAUCAAAUGACUGAUGGCUUAGAAAAACCUGGUGAAAUUCGUGUGCCACUAGCAAUAACACUGGCCAUUGCCUGGGUCCUCGUGUACUUCUGUAUCUGGAAAGGUGUUAGCUGGACUGGAAAGGUUGUUUACUUCUCUGCCACCUACCCAUACUUCAUGUUGUUCAUUUUGUUUAUCCGUGGAGUGACCCUGCCUGGGGCUAAAGAUGGAAUCAUGUUCUAUGUCACUCCUGAUUUUGAGAAGCUGAAGCAGUCUGAGGUUUGGCUGGAUGCUGCAACACAGAUUUUCUUCUCCUAUGGUUUGGGACUAGGCUCUCUUAUUGCUCUGGGCAGCUACAACCCUUUCAAUAACAAUGUGUACAGGGAUUCUAUCAUCGUGUGCUGUAUAAAUGCCUUCACUAGUAUGUUUGCUGGAUUUGUGAUUUUCUCUAUUGUGGGCUUCAUGGCACAUGUGACAAAGAGAUCAAUAGCUGAUGUAGCUGCAUCAGGUCCUGGUUUGGCGUUUUUAGCUUAUCCAGAAGCUGUGACGCAGUUGCCCGUCUCACCACUGUGGGCUAUUCUCUUCUUCUCCAUGCUGCUGAUGCUGGGAAUCGACAGUCAGUUCUGCACAGUGGAGGGCUUCAUCACUGCUCUGGUGGAUGAAUUCCCACGGCUGCUCAGGAAAAGAAGAGAGAUUUUCAUUGCAUGUGUUUGCAUUGUAUCCUACGCCAUUGGGCUGUCCAAUAUCACGCAGGGUGGCCUCUAUGUGUUUAAACUCUUCGACUAUUACUCAGCCAGUGGAAUGUGUCUGCUUUUCCUGGUGUUCUUUGAGUGUAUCUCAAUCUCCUGGUGCUAUGGUGUGAACAAGUUUUAUGAUAACAUCCAGGAAAUGAUUGGAUACAAGCCUUGUCUAUGGUGGAAACUGUGCUGGGUUUUCUUCACUCCUCUAAUUGUCGCUGGCGUGUUCCUCUUCAGUGCGGUGCAAAUGGUUCCUCUUACAAUGAACAACUAUGUGUUCCCUAAAUGGGGGCAAGGAGUGGGCUGGCUCAUGGCUCUGUCCUCUAUGGUUCUCAUACCUGGUUAUAUGGGCUACAUGUUCCUCACCCUGAAGGGAACAUAUAAAGAGCGGAUCAGGAUAAUGCUGCAUCCUCCAGCAGUCAUGCGUGCUCAGGAGAACGGGCCAGACCAACAGCAGCUGCAGACACAGCCGCAGCAGAUGGAGCAAUCACUGCAACAAGAGCAGCAACCGGACCAAGCACCACAGCAACCACAAUCACCACAAGCACCGCAGCAACUGCAACAACCGCUGCAGCCGCAGCCGCAGACGCAGACGCAGACGCAGAUGCAGCCGCAGGCUGAUAGUUCCUCUUCGACUAACCCUGGCAAUGAUGCCAAUGUUUAAAACCAGUAGAAGUGAACCCCAGCAGAGAGCAAUCAAAGAUUAACAACACAGAAGACUUCCAUGUUUAUACAGUAAUAGAAUCAUCUACCUCCAGGGGUCAUACAUAAUCAAGCUAAAACAUGAAAAAAGCAAAAGUAAAAAAAAAAAAAAAAAAAAUAUAUAUAUAUAUAUAAAAAACACAAACACAAAAACACUUGUGUUUGAAAAGCGUACACAAAUAAAUUCUGUACGUUUUUCAAAUGUGAAGCAAAGCGUGUCAGUGUUAAAUGACUUGUACUAUGUAUUAUGUGAAUUUGUCUCUACUAAGGUUAUACUGUGAGUUAGAUUUAAGGACAGUGCAUUGUUUUGCAAUGCAUAAGCUAUUUAUGUGAGGUAUGUACUGUUUCUAUGUUGCACUGGGGACAAAGCGGGAGUGUUAAUGAGAAACUGGGAGAGAUUAUGUUACAUUCUGGGUUAUUUUUGGAUAACCAAGGUGUAUCAAGCAAGCCCUGUGUCUAAAGCACAAAGAAUUUCUAAUCGGCAGAGCCCUUGGGUGACCCGUCACGUGUUGUUGGAGAUUUUUGUUGAGAAAGACUGUUACUAUUUUAUUUUUUUUCUGAGAUAAAAAAGAAAGAAAUACUUGUAUGUGAUUAAAACAUUUUUAGAAUUAUUUUUAGAAUGCUUUGUACUUUAAUGUUGAGACCAAGGACCAAAAUAAUAGACUUAAGCAAAAACAAAUCUAUGCCUGCCAAUGUGUAGUUUGUAAAGCACAGGGAACAAAAAAACUAAAAAAAAAAAAAACAAUAACAAAAUGGAAACACCGCAAAAGAUAGGGUGAAAAUUUUUGUUGAUUAUUAUACAGAUUAUUGAUGAGUACUGUCAAUUCAGUGUCCUGUUUACAUGUCCCCUCAGGAAUAUCCAAAAAAAGAAA
Sinocyclocheilus rhinocerous is the source of this 3322-nucleotide messenger RNA. RefSeq names its product sodium- and chloride-dependent GABA transporter 1-like. Lineage: Eukaryota; Metazoa; Chordata; Actinopteri; Cypriniformes; Cyprinidae. The coding region runs from base 445 to 2412 and encodes 655 amino acids. Gene Ontology annotation, molecular function: gamma-aminobutyric acid:sodium:chloride symporter activity. Gene Ontology annotation, cellular component: axon; cell surface; plasma membrane. The record is from RefSeq and is a predicted model, not a curated record. The transcript has 15 exons. Gene Ontology annotation, biological process: sodium ion transmembrane transport; amino acid transport; nitrogen compound transport.